CUUCCGUGUUUAUUAAUUUUAUACGAUAAGAGUUAUUUUCACUUCCCUGGCUUAUGCAGUGGACAUUAACCUAAACGAUAUGGCCAAGUUUAGUAUAUACCGUUUCUUCCAAAUAUCAUGCACUUUAUAUGCAUUGCUUGUUACAUGUUCUCUGUAUGGAGUUAGUUCCGACCGUGAAGACUCUGAUAAAUGGAAAUCCUGUAAUUUCAGUGAGGCAACAUGUAAAUGUUUGAAACUCGACGAAGGGUCCAUUAAGGCAGACUGUUCUCAUUUACACUUGAAUCAAGUUCCAAUAUUUCCACAUAACGUGGUCUGGAUUAACCUUCAAUUUAACUCGAUUGAAAAUAUUUCCGUCAGUUAUCCGAAAAACCUGUUGUAUUUGGAUCUUUCUCACAACAGCAUUUUUUCCUUUAAAGGUAAUCCUUUUGACAUUAUCCCGAGGCUAAAGUAUUUGGAUCUAUCCAGUAAUAAACUAAGUUUGAGUGAGAAUAAUUUAUUUCCAGAACUUUUUCAGUCUUUAGAAUCCUUGGUAGUUCUGAACCUGAAAAACAAUUCUGUAAAGAUGCAAGGAAACUGGAGUUAUACUGGAGAAAUUCUCAGUGAAUUGAUUUUGUUAGAGGAAUUACAAUUGGAUGCAAUAGACAACUUUUUACUUUCAGAAGGAUUUUACAGACUGAAGAAUCUUAGUCUAUUGGACAUCUCCGCUUCAAGAGGACAUUGUGAAACUGUGAAAAUCACACACAACUUUUUUUCUCAACACCCCAUAUCUUCAACAUCUAGAUAUAUCGUCUUGAGUUUUAGCCACCGGAAUACGUUACUGCAGUCUUCGAGCUUUGAAAGGAAAAUCAAGAUGAUCCGGAACCAUUUAACAUUUCAAUACAGUCAUUCUACAAAUUUCUCAACCUUUCUUCACAACUUUAGAAAUUUCUGCAGGAUUGAAGUUUCUCACUGGAGACCAGUUAUAUAUGUACAUAUUCCUGAAAAUCUCCAAACAAUUUAUGUUAAUGAUAGUAGGCAGUAUUCCAAGAUAUCUCAGUUUGGUCUUAUUGCACCGAAACUGAGGCACAUGUUCUUUCAAAAUAAUGUAUUGAAUGAAUGGAUAGGACCAAUGUACGGGAUACAAAACGUAACUCUUAUUGAUCUCUCGAAUAAUUUCUGCACAAAACUGUCAUCCAAUUUCUUUGUUAACGCAUCAGGACUUUUACGUCUCAAUAUUUCUAGAAACUCGGUUGGAGAUAAUCUGGAGAGAGACAAGAAUGGACUUAUAUUUAGAAACUUGGUUUCGGUGGAAACAUUGGACUUAAGCUCCAAUAAGAUUUAUCAUUUGCCGUAUUUACUUUUGAAAAGAUCUCGGAAUAUCGGGGCAUUGAUUCUUAACAAUAAUCAACUUUCUGAGUUGAAUGUCGGCGUUAAACAUAUGCAUCACUUAGAACAUCUUGAUUUAUCUGAAAAUAGAAUAGAUUCUAUCAGGGAUGAAAUCAGACAGGAACUGACUGAUUUGAUAAGGCUGAAAAACACGUCCAUAGAUCUAUCUGGGAAUAACGUUGACUGCUCGUGUGAAAAUGUUCCAUACAUCCAGUGGAUGGUUAAACAUAAAGAAAAUUUCGAAAGGUUUGAUGACUACGAAUGUGCCAUAAAGAGUCAGAAAAAUUUCAAUUUCAGCGAUCCUGUCACAUCUCUUAAAUCUUUGGUAGUGGAAUGCCGAUCUUAUACCACAUUCUACAUUGUUGCAUCCAUAGUCUUGACCAUUCUAGUUUUCGUGGUCAUCGCUAUGUUAGUGAAAAGAAAUAUUUGGACAAUAAGAUUUACCAUAUAUCAAUGUAAGCAAAAAGUGAAGACAGGUGGUCGAUAUAUGCAAAUAUUAUAUCAGAGAAACCGAUUGAACUUCAGUUAUGACAUAUUUAUUUCAUAUUCUGCCCGGGAUCGAGAACUUGUUAUGAAUAAACUUCUGUUGAAAUUACAAGAUUUAAACCUUGACGUCUGCAUUCGUGAGAGAGACUUUUUAGCAGGUCGUCAUAAAGCUGACAAUAUAAUGGACGCGAUAGAGAGCAGCAAAAUGACAGUCUGUGUUGUUUCGGAAUCUUAUCUAAAGUCUGGAUGGAGGGAUUACGAACUAAAUAUGGCAAAACUCGAGGGUAUAAAAAAGAGAGGAGGACUCCAUUACGUGUAUUUAAUAAUUCUUCCAGGAGCCUACGAUUUAAAGCGAAAAUGUCCGAAUUCCCUGAAGGAUUUGAUCAAUGAAAACCUUUUUUGUCAUUAUCCUUCUGAGGAAUCAAUGGCAGAACUGGAUAUAUUUUGGAAUGACUUUUCCAGUGUUGUUGCUCAUAAUUAAAAUGAAAACUUUGUAGCAUUUAUAGAUUUGACAUUUGUAUCCAAGGAAAGACACAUGUCAACAAUUCAAACUUUAAUUUUAGUGAUAAAAAAGCGAAAUUAUAGGAACAGGGGUCGAAAAAUAACUCUAUAUACAGUAGAUAAUAGUCAUUUGAAUUUUUGAUAAAAGAAUGAAAAAAAACAACCCGAUUUCUUUUAUUAUUAAGUCUUUCUUUUUAUCACCUUUUAUUACCUUCAUC
Messenger RNA from Saccostrea cuccullata (small rock oyster), 2570 nucleotides. RefSeq names its product toll-like receptor 4. The record is from RefSeq and is a predicted model, not a curated record. Gene Ontology annotation, cellular component: plasma membrane. NCBI's taxonomy places the organism in Eukaryota, Metazoa, Mollusca, Bivalvia, Ostreida, Ostreidae. Gene Ontology annotation, molecular function: transmembrane signaling receptor activity; protein binding. Bases 80 to 2332 code for a protein of 750 amino acids. Gene Ontology annotation, biological process: inflammatory response; toll-like receptor signaling pathway; immune response. The transcript has 3 exons.